Molecule: messenger RNA, 2427 nt
Organism: Sebastes umbrosus (honeycomb rockfish)
Lineage: Eukaryota; Metazoa; Chordata; Actinopteri; Perciformes; Sebastidae
Gene: rnf220b
Product: ring finger protein 220b
Exons: 16
Coding region: 390-2063 (557 amino acids)
Biological process (GO): protein ubiquitination
Molecular function (GO): ubiquitin protein ligase activity; metal ion binding
Source: RefSeq, a predicted model, not a curated record
GAAAGAGGGUGGAGGGGUGGAGGAGGGGUGGUGUUGUGGUGGGGGAUUGUCACACGGAGCGCAUGAAGCAGAGCCCCACAGAGAGUCAGAGCGACCCGCAGCCAGUCAGUCCACUCUCCUCUCACUGAUGCUCUGAUCCAGACCAGAAACACACGCAGCCACCAAACACCUCCCUAAAAACUCCACACAUCUCAGCGGUAACUCUAUUUAACACUCGCAACAUCUGGAGGAGGACUGGAACAGCCGACGCUGCCUGCAGCUGCUUUUUCUUCUUCUUCUUCUUCUCACUUUCUCUGCGCGACCGGAGAAAGUGGCGCGUCCUUGAAAUUAGAAGUUGAGAGAAGAAGAGCGAGAGUUGCUUUCUACGCGCACCACUAACAGGGAGGUGAAUGGACCUCCACCGCCCCUUCAAGAUGGACAGCCCCUCCUACCUGCCAGCUCCUCUGGCCUCCCCCGCCCUCAUGGUCCUCGCCUCCACCGCCGAGGCCGGCCGAGACGCCUCCGUGCCCUGCCAGGCGCCCAGGCCCUUCGGUGUCCCUGCCUCCGUGGAGAAGGACCUCCACCUCCCCUUCCCCUCAGCCUCUUACACCUUCACCUCCAUGUACCAGCGCCAGGGCCCCAUGUCGGGCACCUUUCCCUCCCGAGACUUCCCGGCCUCCCUGCUCCACCUGCACCCCCAGUUCAACCCGCCGAACCUGGACUGCUCCACCCUGAGCAUGCUCAACCACAGCGGGGUGGGCGCCUUCCGACCUUUCUCCUCCCCGCAAGAGGAGAGGGAGUCGGGGUUGUACCACUCGGCGUUCACCCCUGCCAAGAGGCUGAAAAGCUGCUUCCCGGAGGUGGAGGGGAAGGAGUAUGACUUCGGCUCCCCGGGAGGCUCCCUCAAAGCCGGGGAAGACUCUGGGAGGAAGCUGUUCUCCAUGUCCGGCCUGCUGUCUGAUGGAGAGGCUUCAUCGAGCCCGGAGGAGCGCAAAGAGCACAGCAAAGUGAAGGCUCUCUAUGACGCUCAGGCCCCAGUGUGUCCAGUCUGCCAGGCCAUUCUGCGACCAGGAGAGCUGCAGGAACACAUGGAGCAGGAGCUGACCAAGCUGGCCCAGAUACAAAUCAGUGUCACUCCAGUGCAGCACAACCACCUCAUCAGGACGCCGAAGUCUCUGUCGCUCUCUCUUCAUAUCAAGCGUGAAGGAGGUUCUCCCACCUCGCCCCCUCGAACAUCUGAGGACGCCCACUCCGACCGGUACCAGACGUUUCUCCGUGUGCGAGCCAACAGACACACAAGACUAAAUGUCGAUGACCUCUGCUGGUGCAGGUGCUACGUCAAAUCCGCCCCAUUACGCCCCCACAGCGCAGGAGCCCACCUAGACUGCACACAAGCUGUCAGGAUCGGAAAGCUGAAGAGGAGGAAACAUGAAGAUGGACAGGAGGGUUCAGCAGACUUGGCGCCGUUGCAGGACGAGUGGAACGAGAGGAGAAGGAUGCAGAUGUCGUCUAUAGUGGGAGGGUUUAAAGGUGCAGUGCUGGUGAGCACAACUUCUAAAGAGUGUCGAGACAGUGACGCAGACCUGGACGUAGAUGGAGACGACACUCUGGAGUACGGCAGAGCGCAAUACACAGAGACAGAUGUGAUCCCCUGCUCAGGAGAAAGCUCCAAGGAGAUAACAGUGAACAGUACGUUGCCUGACUCCAGAGUAAGCCUAGAGUUUUCCAAAUGGUCAAACAAUGGGAGCCCAUCUACUAGCAGUGGAGAGAAAGUGGACAGCAGCAUCGCUGGUCUCCCCAAAACCUGCAAAAACUCUGAGAUAGAGACGCUCUCGGAGGAUUCCACGCUGACAACUCUGGAUGCACUUAAAGCUCGGAUACGGGAUUUGGAGAAACAGUUGUCUAAAGGAGACAGAUUUAAAUGCCUCAUCUGCAUGGACACGUACACGACCCCUCUCACCUCCAUCCAGUGCUGGCAUGUUCACUGUGAGGAGUGUUGGCUUCGAACGCUGGGAGCAAAGAAGUUGUGUCCUCAGUGCAACACCAUCACCUCGCCUGGAGACCUGAGGCGGGUCUUCCUGUGACGCAGCUGCUCACACAGCGAGGACGGGCUUCUUCUGUUUUUAACCAAUCAGGGGUGGAUUUGUGGGCAGCUGGCCUGUCGUAGACUCCCACCCUCCUCUUCCUCCUCCUCCUCCUCACACCUCUCUGGUCCUACCUGUCAGUGUACUCCUAACAUCCACUAACCCCUGACAAUUUGAAGAACAGCAAGUGUGACCUAUGACCUUCCUUUACAGCCGUGUACAAUAAUAUCCCUGUUCCUGCUGCAACAGCAACCAGAUCAGAAGAAACCACCCGAGAGCUCAGGCACUGAAAGAAAAAAAACGCUUUGGGACAAUAUUUAUCGAUUUUAUAAUCCUUUUUUUCUGUUUUAUGAGGGGAAAAAAU